Molecule: messenger RNA, 2686 nt
Organism: Capsicum annuum
Lineage: Eukaryota; Viridiplantae; Streptophyta; Magnoliopsida; Solanales; Solanaceae
Product: ATP-dependent zinc metalloprotease FTSH 4, mitochondrial
Exons: 7
Coding region: 229-2364 (711 amino acids)
Biological process (GO): proteolysis
Cellular component (GO): membrane; chloroplast thylakoid
Molecular function (GO): ATP binding; ATP hydrolysis activity; metalloendopeptidase activity
Source: RefSeq, a predicted model, not a curated record
GGAGUAAGUAUUAAAUUAGCCAUUAAUUGUCCAAAUAAAUAUAUUUCCACUGGAAAAAGACAAAAAAGAAAAAUAUCCUUCUUGUUUCCUCUAUUUUUCCCCUUCUAGAUUUUCAAUCAUCACAAAAAAUCUGUUGAAAAAAUCCACAAAAAAACUGUGAAACAUCAAUAAUCUUGCAAAAGGGUUAAAGAAAAAUUCAAUUUUUAGUUGAAAAAAGGGAAAAAGGAGAUGGCUUUAAUGCGCCUGCUCACCCAGGUUGAAAGGCAGCAAUCUCAACUGAGGCAGCUUGGUUCUUUGUUCAAUCGUACAUAUCUUUCCUCCGGACGGAUCAUAGGAAGUGAAGUGCAUGGAGCUGCAAAUAUCAAGCGAAGGUUUCAGUCUAGUUAUGUGGGAAGUCUAGCCCGCAGAGUACGUGAAAGAGAGGAUACUAGUAAUGCUGCAUUUUAUAGAAGUGAUCCAGAAGCAGUCAUAAGGUCGUUUGAGAGCCAACCUUCAUUGCAUUCCAAUCCAGCAGCAGUGUCGGAGUAUGUUAAAGCACUGGUAAAGACUGACAGACUUGAUGAAAGUGAGCUGCUCCGGACUUUGCAGAGAGGGAUUGCUGGUUCUGCUACAUCCCAUAUGGAGGAAGAGAAUAUAGGGGCUCUGUCAGCUCUUAGAAAUGUUGGGAAAUCAACAAAAGAUGGUGCUCUUGGUACUCGUAAUGCUCCUAUACAUAUGGUGGCCGUUGAAGGAGGUAACUUCAAAGAACAAUUGUGGCGUACAUUCCGGUCUCUAGCUGUGGCCUUUCUCUUGAUUUCUGGAGUUGGUGCUCUCAUUGAAGAUAGAGGAAUUAGCAAAGGACUUGGUCUAAAUGAGGAAGUGCAACCGAGCAUGGAAACCAGUACAAGAUUUGCUGAUGUGAAGGGUGUUGAUGAGGCAAAAUCUGAGCUGGAAGAAAUUGUUCACUAUCUCCGAGAUCCCAAGCGUUUCACUCGCCUUGGUGGCAAGCUCCCAAAAGGAGUAUUACUUGUCGGCCCCCCUGGUACUGGUAAAACCAUGUUGGCGAGGGCCAUAGCUGGAGAAGCUGGGGUUCCCUUUUUCUCAUGCAGUGGCAGUGAGUUUGAAGAAAUGUUUGUCGGUGUCGGAGCUCGGAGAGUGAGAGACCUAUUUGCUGCUGCUAAGAAGCGAUCACCAUGCAUUAUAUUCAUUGAUGAGAUUGAUGCCAUUGGAGGAAGCCGUAACCCAAAGGACCAGCAAUAUAUGAGGAUGACUUUAAAUCAGUUGCUCGUCGAGCUGGAUGGUUUCAAACAAAAUGAUGGAAUCAUUGUGAUUGCCGCCACUAAUUUCGCCGAGUCACUGGAUAAGGCAUUGGUGAGACCUGGAAGAUUCGAUCGCAACAUUGUUGUCCCAAAUCCUGAUGUCGAAGGGCGGAAGCAGAUAUUGGAAUCUCACAUGUCAAAGAUUCUGAAAGGGGAUGAUGUGGACCUUACGAUCAUUGCUCGGGGGACUCCUGGAUUUUCUGGUGCGGACCUUGCAAACUUGGUGAAUAUUGCUGCUGUUAAGGCUGCAAUGGAUGGCGCCAAAGCCGUAAGCUUGGCUGAUCUAGAGCAUGCUAAGGACAAGAUCAUGAUGGGAAGUGAACGCAAAUCAGCUUAUAUAUCCCCCGAGUCGAGAAAACUCACAGCCUACCAUGAAGGUGGCCAUGCACUUGUAGCUAUUCAUACAGAUGGGGCUCUUCCUGUGCACAAAGCAACUAUUGUUCCACGAGGAAUGGCUCUUGGUAUGGUUGCUCAAUUGCCUGAAAAGGAUGAGACUAGCAUCUCCCGUAAGCAGAUGCUUGCUCGACUUGAUGUUGCCAUGGGUGGGCGAGUUGCUGAAGAGCUCAUUUUCGGGGAAAGUGAAGUAACUUCUGGUCCAUCUGAUGAUCUCAAGAAAGCAACCAAGCUAGCCAGAACCAUGGUCACCAAGUUUGGUAUGAGCAAGGAAGUAGGUCUCGUUUCUCACAACUACGACGAUGAUGGGAAGAGCAUGAGCACCGAGACUAGGCUUUUAAUCGAGAAGGAAGUAAAAGAAUUACUCGAAAAGGCUUACAACAACGCGAAAACAAUUCUCACUACCCACAAUAAAGAGCUUCAUGCUCUUGCUAAUGCAUUACUCGAGAAGGAAACACUGACCGGAGCACAGAUCAAGGCCUUGCUUGCGCAGCUCAAAUCUCAACAGGCACAGCAGAAGCAACAUCAAUCAGUAUCCGUUGAAAGUACAUCGCAGUCCAAUCCAAGACCUCCCCAGAGCCCAAGUGCAGCUGCAGCCGCGGCUGCUGCUGCAGCAGCCGCUGCAGCUUCUGCCGCUGCCAAAACCAAAGGCAUUGCUCCAGUAGGAUCUUGACACACAAACCGUUGGCAAACUCUUUAUCAGGUCAGUGUGCAUAUAGUCUUAUUAUUUUCAUGCAAGCCUUCCACCCUUUUGAGGAUCAUUGUCGAGCUGCUGUUAACGAAGGUGAGGUUGAGGUCAACAGGUUUUGUAACAGAUUAACCGCUGUUUCAUCAUGUUUUUUUCAAGUGUAUCGUUCAUAUUCAACUCUCGAUGGACCUAUUAAUUCUCGAGUUAUCGUGUAACAUAGCUGACAUCUCCUUUCCAAGUCAGAUUUUAGCUUUUUCUAUGGACAUUUAGUCCCACUGGAAUAAUGUAUAUUUUUACAUUGCUAGAA